This is a messenger RNA of Panthera uncia (snow leopard), 2444 nucleotides long. RefSeq names its product cholinergic receptor muscarinic 1 (gene CHRM1). Lineage: Eukaryota; Metazoa; Chordata; Mammalia; Carnivora; Felidae. The record is from RefSeq and is a predicted model, not a curated record. Gene Ontology annotation, cellular component: synapse; plasma membrane; dendrite. The coding region runs from base 58 to 1440 and encodes 460 amino acids. The transcript has a single exon. Gene Ontology annotation, biological process: regulation of locomotion; G protein-coupled receptor signaling pathway, coupled to cyclic nucleotide second messenger; adenylate cyclase-inhibiting G protein-coupled acetylcholine receptor signaling pathway. Gene Ontology annotation, molecular function: G protein-coupled acetylcholine receptor activity; G protein-coupled serotonin receptor activity.
GAAGCCCUGUAGUGUGACUAGAGAAAGGGGCUGCCCGCCCAGCCCCACCCGGCCACCAUGAAUACCUCGGCCCCACCCGCCGUCAGCCCCAACAUCACGGUUCUGGCACCGGGAAAGGGUCCCUGGCAAGUGGCCUUCAUUGGGAUCACCACGGGCCUCCUGUCACUGGCCACAGUGACGGGCAACCUGCUGGUCCUCAUCUCCUUCAAGGUCAACACUGAGCUCAAGACAGUCAACAACUACUUCCUGCUCAGCCUGGCCUGUGCUGACCUCAUCAUCGGUACCUUCUCCAUGAACCUCUAUACCACGUACCUGCUCAUGGGCCACUGGGCUCUGGGCACACUGGCCUGCGACCUCUGGCUGGCCCUGGACUACGUGGCUAGCAAUGCCUCCGUCAUGAACCUGCUGCUCAUCAGUUUCGACCGCUACUUCUCCGUGACCCGGCCCCUGAGCUAUCGAGCCAAGCGCACGCCCCGCCGGGCGGCCCUGAUGAUCGGCCUGGCCUGGCUGGUUUCCUUCAUCCUCUGGGCCCCAGCCAUCCUCUUCUGGCAGUACCUGGUAGGGGAGCGGACGGUGCUGGCCGGGCAGUGCUACAUCCAGUUCCUCUCCCAGCCCAUCAUCACCUUUGGCACAGCCAUGGCCGCCUUCUACCUCCCCGUCACGGUCAUGUGCACGCUCUACUGGCGCAUCUACCGGGAGACGGAGAACCGGGCCCGGGAGCUGGCGGCCCUGCAGGGCUCUGAGACGCCCGGUAAGGGGGGCGGCAGCAGCAGCAGCUCAGAGCGGUCCCAGCGGGGGACUGAGGGCUCACCGGAGACCCCUCCGGGGCGCUGCUGUCGCUGCUGCCGGGCCCCCAGGCUGCUGCAGGCCUACAGCUGGAAGGAAGAAGAGGAAGAGGACGAAGGCUCCAUGGAGUCCCUCACAUCCUCGGAGGGUGAGGAGCCUGGCUCCGAGGUGGUGAUCAAGAUGCCCAUGGUGGACCCCGAGGCGCAGGCCCCCGCCAAGCAGCCCCCCCGGAGCUCCCCCAAUACGGUCAAGAGGCCCACCCGGAAGGGGCGUGAGCGAGCAGGCAAGGGCCAGAAGCCCCGCGGGAAGGAGCAGCUGGCCAAGAGGAAGACCUUCUCGUUGGUCAAGGAGAAGAAGGCGGCUCGGACCCUGAGUGCCAUUCUGCUGGCCUUCAUCCUCACCUGGACACCAUACAACAUCAUGGUGCUGGUAUCCACCUUCUGCAAGAACUGCGUUCCCGAGACCCUGUGGGAGCUGGGCUACUGGCUGUGCUAUGUCAACAGCACCAUCAACCCCAUGUGCUACGCACUCUGCAACAAAGCCUUCCGGGACACCUUCCGCCUGCUGCUGCUCUGCCGCUGGGACAAGCGUCGCUGGCGCAAGAUCCCCAAGCGCCCCGGUUCCGUGCACCGCACCCCGUCCCGCCAAUGCUGAUGGCCCCUCACCUGCACCCCGCCACCCCAGUCCCCGGGAGAGCCGGGUGGAAAGCGGGCAGGGGCUGCGACCUCAGACCCAGGGCCCUGCUCAGCCCUCACCGGGCUUCGCAGGCCCCUAGGUCACCUUCCUGAACAGCCCAGAGAGACCCUGCCACCUUUCCAAACUUAGCUCUUUCCAGCCAGGGAAUGAACCCGGGGAACUGGUUUUUCUGUUCCCUGCUGGGUGGGAAUAGGCUCUUCACCAGGAAGAAGGCUGGGGGAGGAGGCUCCAGGCUUUGGAUCCCUUGUUUGCCUUCAGGCAGGAAGUCUGUUAGGGAGCCAGUGGGGCGGGUCAGGAGAGAGAAGGUUUACAUUUCAGUCAUCUCUGGCCCCAGGGGGCUGGCCCAGAUUGUGGGAGACGGCACCCCCUGGGGCGAUGGCAAGCUUGCCUCUCAGGGAGCAGGGAUCCCCCUCUCCUCCCCAGGCACAGCCCACUCUGCCGGGGCCCUAGGCACACUCUCUGGGAUUGUCCAGCCUCCCUGAAAAUGUCCCCAGAGUGUCCCUAUAUGGGUCACCCCAAGGCAAAUGUCUAAGCAUCAGCAGGACAAUGACAUCAGAAGAGACCAGAUGGGCUAGUCACACACCAAGUCCCAAGGCAGCCGCAGGACCAGGCAUCGGGAGUCCUGAUUGUCCCACUAUGUAGUUUCCCUGGGAGUGAGGGGCAGGGGUCCCUGCUGUCCAGCCCCACACCUAUGCCCUCAGUCCCUCCCUCCCUGGCUCACAGCCACCACCUGGAUGGAUCUGCUCCGUGCAGCUCUAGCCAGGCCUCCCGCAUGCUGCCUGCCUCCGGCCUGCCCCGCACAGGCCUGGCCCGGCCCACGGGUCCUCUCCUGUGAGCUCCCAGUCCAACCAUGCAUGGCCUCCCAGCCGCCCUUAUCUCCAGGCCCAGCCUGACCCCAAAUGUUCUUUCCUUCCAUCCUCAGCAAGUGCUGAGUCUGUGAAUAAAGCCACGUGACUAGUGGG